AUGCCCCCGAAAAAGAGACAGUCAGACGCUGCGCGUCGCAAAUCGCGACAGAGUGAUGUUCAACCUGGCGACCCGAUCCCCAACCGAGGCAAGAGGCGCUAUAGACCCGGCACGGUUGCUCUCAGGGAGAUCCGAAAAUACCAAAACGGCACCGACCUCCUGCUGCGACGCCUUCCCUUCUCUCGCCUCGUGCGCGAAAUUGCUGAGUCGGUGAGACCACGGGGCGAAGCUAUGCGAUGGCAGUCGCAAGCAAUACAAGCACUGCAAGAAGCUGCCGAGGCUUUUUUGGUUCACCUCUUCGAAGACACCAACCUCUGCGCGAUACACGCCAAGAGAGUUACCAUUAUGCAAAAGGAUAUCCAGCUUGCAAGGCGGAUACGCGGCGUCUGGGGUGGCCUUGGCUGA
This is a messenger RNA of Colletotrichum orchidophilum, 405 nucleotides long. RefSeq names its product histone H3-like centromeric protein cse-4. Gene Ontology annotation, molecular function: protein heterodimerization activity; DNA binding; structural constituent of chromatin. The record is from RefSeq and is a predicted model, not a curated record. Gene Ontology annotation, cellular component: nucleosome. The transcript is spliced from 3 exons. Bases 1 to 405 code for a protein of 134 amino acids. NCBI's taxonomy places the organism in Eukaryota, Fungi, Ascomycota, Sordariomycetes, Glomerellales, Glomerellaceae.